AUGAGCGUUUUAAUGAGCAACAAUAAUCAUUUCAAGAACCAUCCAGAUUUGAGCAACAUUUUCCACGUAAGAUCUCGCAGUGAUCCUGCAACGAGCUUAACUUCUCCCUCACAACCCCGAUGCAUCAAACAGGCCAAGCAUGAGCCGAACUCAUCGAAACAUGUGAAAUCUACAUCAAGUUGUCCAGCCUCAGUUGCCAACUUUAGCAUCCCGAGCUGCGCCAUCGAUCAGAGAGCUCUUCCAAAAAAGGAGAAACGCCGCUUCUCAGAAGUGCACCACACUGAAUCUCCGUUGUCUUCAAAGAGAAGACUGGAACCGAGCGAGGUGAACCAAAGCAGAAAGAGAGUCUCACUACCACCAGCCACCCCACUGUUUAAAUCCAAAGUUGAGAACGAGUCAGUAUCUUCAGUUCCAGCGGUGGCCAGGAUCUUGGCGAAUCUAAAGCCGACUCCAGCCUCAUCGCACUCGAUACGAAACUCCUCAUUGUUAUACCCAGACACGGCUUACUCUUAUAUUAAUUACACUACAUCCUCAUGUCAUAACUUCGAAGUUAUCCAGAACACCAGCAACAACGAAUGGCGGGCCAACAUGGUGUCCAACUUGAAAUCUGGGAACCUGCAGGGGUUCAAAAGAUACAAAGAUUACUGUUUGGAAAACUAUAAAGUCACCGACGACAAAGCCGGUGCAAACUUGAGGACUGACUACGAGAAGUCAAGGAACAUUCCUAGGACACGUAAUAAAAUGGUACGAUUUAUUGAGGCUCAAUUGCGGGACAAAGAAAGUGCCUCUGAAGCCGGAAUUUACAACACAGCCAAUAUCAUAAACUAUCCUUUUGUCAGCAACUACACCUACCAGAAAGAUGGCUAUCUCGAUGAUGUGAGCAUGCUGUGCAACAACGUUGAACUAUACAAGAAUCUUGAUACUUCUCAUGACGACAAAAAGUCUGAGGUGCAGCACGAAAAGCACCCAGAUGGAGGGCGAUUGCAACUUUAUCAGACUAUUGACACUCCAGUAAACCAACCGUUGUCCAUCCCAGCCUCCCACAUGGUUACCCCACCUUUAUCGUCUAAGAGUUCUGCUCUGACCACUUCAGAGGACGCCAAAUCAACCCAACCUAAGAUGAGCACAUUCAAGUAUGUUUCACCCAACUCUUCGCCUAUGAAAAGCAAUUCUUGCUCUGACCAAAUCACUGUGUUCAGGGCUGCAAAGUCACCACAAUCACCAAAGAAGUCACCGAAAUCCCCCAGCACUAGAUUGGCGACCAUAUCUCACCCAAACCGGGUAUGCAUUUCCUGUCAUUCAAAUCACUCUCCUUGCUGGAGACCCAGCUGGUCUGCCCUGGAAGGUCAGCUGUGCAACUCUUGUGGACUGAGAUAUAAGAAGACUGGUGCUAGAUGCACCAACAGGAGCUGUUUGCGCAUACCCGCCAAGGGAGAAUGGACACUGAUGAAGAACAAGGGAAAACUCGCAAUUCCAGUUUACGGAAAUAACGAGCACGGAGAAUUUACGCUGCUUGGCGAGGAGCUUAAGUAUAAGUGUCUUCACUGUGAAGGAACUGUAGAAGUUGGGGAGAGCGAGAGGUAG
Molecule: messenger RNA, 1584 nt
Organism: Komagataella phaffii GS115
Lineage: Eukaryota; Fungi; Ascomycota; Pichiomycetes; Pichiales; Pichiaceae
Product: Zinc-finger inhibitor of HO transcription
Exons: 1
Coding region: 1-1584 (527 amino acids)
Biological process (GO): regulation of DNA-templated transcription
Molecular function (GO): zinc ion binding; sequence-specific DNA binding
Source: RefSeq, a predicted model, not a curated record